AGGACAAUGGAAGAAAGCAGUAACAGUUCUGGAAAAGGAUUUCUCCUCCUGGGAUUUUCAGAUCAACCACAGCUUGAGCGGGUCCUUUUUGUUAUUAUUUUGGUCUUCUACAUCUUGAAUCUUCUGGGGAAUGCUGCUAUCAUUUUGGUGUCAUGUCUGGAUACCAAGCUCCAUACUCCCAUGUACUUUUUCCUCAGCAACCUCUCUUGUGUGGAUAUCUGCUUUACUACUAGUGUUGCACCAGAAUUGCUGGUUACCAUGAAUAAGAAAGACAAAACCAUGAGCUACGGUGGGUGUGUGGCCCAGCUGUAUGUGGCCAUGGGGCUAGGAUCUGCUGAGUGUAUUCUAUUGGCUAUCAUGGCUUAUGACCGCUAUGCUGCUGUCUGCAGGCCUCUUCACUACACAACCAUUAUGCAUCCUCAACUCUGUGCAUCUCUGGCUAGCACAGCAUGGUUUAGUGGCCUAGUCACCUCCUUAAUUCAGUGUUCUCUUACUGUACAACUACCCCUUUGUGGUCAUCGCAAACUAGAUCACAUUUUCUGUGAGGUGCCAGUGAUCAUUAAAUUGGCCUGUGUCGACACAACUUUCAAUGAGGCCGAACUCUUUGUGGCAAGUGUGGUCUUUCUAGUUGUCCCUGUGUCACUCAUCUUAGUCUCUUAUGGUUUUAUAACCCAGGCUGUGCUGAGGAUUAAGUCAGCAGCAGGGCGCCGGAAGGCCUUUGGAACUUGUUCUUCCCACCUGGUUGUGGUUGUCAUUUUCUAUGGGACCAUUAUCUUCAUGUACCUCCAGCCAUCAAAAAGUAGCUCUAAAAAUCAGGGCAAGUUUGUCUCUCUUUUUUACACUAUAGUAACUCCACUUUUAAAUCCCAUUAUCUAUACUCUGAGAAACAAAGAUGUCAAAGGGGCCUUGAAGACACUGGUGAGGGGUAAUGUUCUUGGGUUAAAAAGGAUAUAA
Messenger RNA from Erinaceus europaeus (western European hedgehog), 954 nucleotides. RefSeq names its product olfactory receptor 2G6. The transcript has a single exon. Gene Ontology annotation, biological process: G protein-coupled receptor signaling pathway. Gene Ontology annotation, molecular function: G protein-coupled receptor activity; olfactory receptor activity. The record is from RefSeq and is a predicted model, not a curated record. Bases 7 to 954 code for a protein of 315 amino acids. NCBI's taxonomy places the organism in Eukaryota, Metazoa, Chordata, Mammalia, Eulipotyphla, Erinaceidae. Gene Ontology annotation, cellular component: membrane.